AUGGGCGCGUCCGACUCCAAACUCACCUUCAAGCAGGGCAUCUUCCGCCUGUCGGAGCCCAAGCAGAUCCCCGCCGACGAUGAAUACUGGACCGGCUUCUGGGAGCUGCCCGAGAGCACCGAGGACGUCUUCUCGCUCUUCUCGCCCGCUGACAUACGGCGCACGCGCGACAACAACCUCGCCAACCUCGAGACGCUGAUCCUCGCCGUCACCUCGCGUCUCGUUGUCCUGCGCAACCACCCCUCCUUCCCCGACCCCGACCUCGCGCCCGAACGCGAUGCGCUCAACUGCAUACGGGUCCUCACACGGCUGCUGCCUUUCGUGUACGAGGCCGACCACCUGGAGUCGUGGGAAGACACCUUCUUCUGGGCCCAGCGCCGGAAGCGCAGUCGGCGGGCCCAGCUGCUGAAGAGCGAGGUCAUCUUCGACGAGUCUGACCCCGACCCAACGCCGACCGAGGCUGAGCCCGAGUUCACAAAGGCAAAGCCGCUUGCCGAGGAGAUCAUAGACACGCUGAUCGACCUGCUGUUCUUCUCCGAGUUUACGCUGCCGAAGGUGCCGGCUGGCAAGAACAAGGUCUCAUACGCCAUAUGGCAGAGCGGCGUUGGCUGCAACACACCCGUGGCCUCGACGAAGGAGUUGGAGAGCAACAGGACAGAGAUACUGAGGCUGCUGCUCGCCUUUGCCAGCAAGUCCAUGUACAUGUCAGCAGCUAUCCUACCAGUGAAGGGAGUCAGAGCCAUCACAUACAUGGCAACUUGUCCAGAGAAGCAGGUUGUCCUAUCGGUUCUCUGCUCGAUGCUGAAUACAACACUCAAAUACAACCCUGCAACAUGGCGCGUCCCGUACGACCACGUAGUGUUCAAGGACCAACGACAGAUUCUGGUCACCUACUGCUUACAACUACUUCUGGUGCUGAUACUGUACCCAAUACCUGAGGCCGGCAAUGGACCUGCGCCGAAGAACUUCUUCAGACAUUUCCUUGGACGUCUGCACCGCCCACAGGACUUCCAGUUCCUCGUUGAUGGCAUGACUAGGAUUCUGAAUCAGCCUCUCCAAGCGAACACAACAUACCUACCCGGCAGCCACAAGUCGCUGACUUGGGCGCCGGAGAUGAUCAUGUUGUUUUGGGAGGCUCUUCAGUGCAACAAGCGCUUCCGCUCUUUCAUCAUCGAUACAGACAGGGCCCAUGACUUUGUGGUGCUAGUGCUGUACUAUGCAAUCGAUCAGCGCAACGAUCCUUCCAAGCAAGGUCUUGUGCGCAUGUGCGUCUUCGUGCUGCAGACCUUGAGCGUCGAGCCUCAAUUCGGCAAGAGCUUGAACAAGGUCUUCGAGGGACAAGAGUCACUACCUCCAAGCAUCAGGAUACCGAACUUCCACGGUACCUAUGCCGACUACGUCAUCACGUCUAUCUACACAUUGCUCACCACGGGCAAGGGCAAGCUGGAACCCAUAUAUCCGGCUUUGCUUGCUAUUGUGAACAACAUAGCUGCCUACGUGCAGAAUCUCGGACGCGCCCCAAGCUCGAAGCUGCUCCAGCUCUUCGCGUCCAUGUCAUCGCCUAGCUUCUUGCUGGCUAACGACAACAACCACACCCUCCUGCAUUCGUUGCUCGAAGCGAUCAACGCAAUGGUCGAGCACCAGUAUGGGCAUAACCCCAACUUGGUGUACGCUAUUAUACGGUCAAAGAAGAAGUUCCAGGUACUACGAGAUUUCACACUCGAGAGCGGACAAGAAGAGAUUGAGCGCCAGAAUCAGCUGCGCAAAGAGGGCAAUGGAGCAGAGCUAUCCAGGCAGACGUCCAUUGACAGCUUGCGAAGUCCUACAGCUGCACGCACGCCUUCUUUGGGAAAUGUGCCCGAAGAAAAUAGUGCCUUCGCCAUUGGCAGCGACGACGAAGACGAUUCUGAUGCUGAGGAGACGACCCCGCUGCCGCUUCCGAGGUCACCAGUACAGCCACCGCCUGAUGGCUCGCGCGGUGCAUCGCGUAGCGCAUCGAUAGCCUCUUCUGUAGAUGAGUCUGUCCCUCUACAACUACGCGGCAUGUCCGAGAAAGCGCGGGGGAAGAUGCCAGUCGGACAACCCACAUUCUCACGCCAGAACAGCAUGACAAGCCUGGCCAGCAUCAGCGCAGUACCCAAUUUUGGUGCGAACGAGUUUUUCACGCCAUCAGUCACAUGGCUCGAGUCCUGGCUCAGCGAGCUCCCUCUACACACCACACUCAUGCUCAUCCAAACCCUGACCCCUCUGCUCGACUCCAGCACCGACACAACAACCGCCCUCAACACCAUCAAAUCCACCACGAUCCCCAGCAUUGAGCCUUCACCAAUCCGCGUGCACCUUUUCGAAUGGUCUACCCUAUCUUUAGGCUGGUACGAAUCCCUGCUCUGGGGUUUUGUGUUCGCCAGUGAAAUGGUAGUCGCCAAGGGCACCGCGGGCGUAUGGAAUAACACCAGCAUCCGCUUGUUUAGGGUGCAGCAGGGCGAGAGCCAAACGCCGAGUCUGCUUGCACCGAGAGGGGCUGUGGAUGCUGUCGGAAGCAAUCUGGUGCAGCGGAUUGGGAGUCUGAACCUGGGACGUGCAGUGCCGGGAAGUGCUACGCCGCCGCCAGCAGGGAGAGGCGCGGGGGGUAAUGGCGCCCAGACGGGUGUCAGAGAUGUGUAG
This is a messenger RNA of Didymella exigua CBS 183.55, 2664 nucleotides long. RefSeq lists its product as uncharacterized. Bases 1 to 2664 code for a protein of 887 amino acids. NCBI's taxonomy places the organism in Eukaryota, Fungi, Ascomycota, Dothideomycetes, Pleosporales, Didymellaceae. The record is from RefSeq and is a predicted model, not a curated record. Gene Ontology annotation, cellular component: membrane; Golgi trans cisterna; Golgi medial cisterna. The transcript is spliced from 7 exons.